GAAGAACAUAUAGCCACAGGUACUUGGAGAACAUAAUCACAGUAUACAAAGAAGAAAACAAAGCAACUACGAAGAAGAUGAAGUACGUUUGUCUGAUAGGUUUUAUUUUGGUUGUAGCCGGACUUGCUGGGAUAGAAAAAGCUGAUGGAUGUGGAUAUGUGGGGUUUGAGGCCAUGAAAUUACUUCCUUGUGCUUCGGCAGCAAAAAGAGAGGACGCCGAAGUAUCUGGCAGAUGCUGUUCUGCGGUGGAAAAAUUACUUCGAAACCCAAGAUGCCUUUGUGCUUUAGUGCAAUCUGAUAUCGCCAAGAAUUCAGGAGUGAACCCCGAUAUUGCUAUUACAAUUCCAAGACGUUGCGAUAUCGUUGAUCGUCCCAUAGGUUACAAGUGUGGAGAUUACACACUGCCUUAACAAAGUUAAGGAGAAGUAUUAGUGGAAUAAUGAUAGCUUCUGACUCUGAGAAUCUGAGUGCAGAAUGACAGGUUCUAAGAAUCUGAGUUCUUAAAAAAAAGUCAAAGUCUCCUCAAAAAAAAAGUCAAAGCGAAAUAUUACAGGAUGAAUGAUAGGUUCUGAGAAUCCGAGUGCGAGGUACCUUUCACUGUUAAUAAUUACCGACGUUGCUUAUGGCUGGAUAGUGUGUGUGGCAUGUUAUAAAUCCUAGCAGUGUCUUAUGUAACUUGUAAAAUUUAUGAUUCUGAUUAUAUGUAUACACCAGUAUUUCAACUCGUAUUUGAGAAAUCAGAACUUUCAGAGUUCAUAAGAA
Papaver somniferum (opium poppy) is the source of this 762-nucleotide messenger RNA. Its product is annotated as non-specific lipid-transfer protein-like. Gene Ontology annotation, biological process: systemic acquired resistance. The transcript has 2 exons. NCBI's taxonomy places the organism in Eukaryota, Viridiplantae, Streptophyta, Magnoliopsida, Ranunculales, Papaveraceae. Gene Ontology annotation, molecular function: fatty acid binding. Bases 78 to 410 code for a protein of 110 amino acids. The record is from RefSeq and is a predicted model, not a curated record.